Molecule: messenger RNA, 1759 nt
Organism: Pungitius pungitius (ninespine stickleback)
Lineage: Eukaryota; Metazoa; Chordata; Actinopteri; Perciformes; Gasterosteidae
Product: frizzled-1-like
Exons: 1
Coding region: 55-1704 (549 amino acids)
Biological process (GO): non-canonical Wnt signaling pathway; canonical Wnt signaling pathway
Cellular component (GO): plasma membrane
Molecular function (GO): Wnt receptor activity; Wnt-protein binding
Source: RefSeq, a predicted model, not a curated record
UCUCGACUCAAAGGAAUUCAACCAGUUCAGGGCCAGGAUUCUGUUACCGGAUACAUGGCACCAGAGAGACGUGGUCGGAUGGUUUGGACCUCGGGCUUCUCUCUGGUGAUCUCGCUCAUCCUCGUCCCGCCAUGCAUCUCUCAGGGCGAGAGGUGGAUCUCCAUCCCAGAUCACGGGUUCUGCCAGUCCAUCUCAGUCCCGCUCUGCUUGGACCUGGUCUACAACCAGACUAUCAUGCCCAACCUGUUGGGUCACAGCAACCAGGAGGAGGCUGGGCUGGAGGUACACCAGUUCUACCCGCUGGUUGAAGUCCGGUGCUCCACGGACCUGAGGUUCUUCCUGUGUGCCGUGUACGUGCCGGUCUGCACAAUUCUGGACCGGGCCCUCCCUCCGUGUCGGUCUCUGUGUGAGCGGGUCCGGCUCGGCUGCGAGGUGGUCCUGAACCGGUUCGGCUUCCAGUGGCCCAAGAGGCUUCAGUGCGAGGACUUCCCUCCUUAUGGAACAGAGCUUUGUGUCGGUCAGAACACAACAAACUUGGAAGACCCUGGCUCAGAACUGAGCUUGACUACACCCAACCAGACCUCCUCCUGCCCCUGGCAGCUCCAGGUGCCCUCCUACCUGAACUACCGGUUCCUGGGCGUAGAUGACUGCGGCGCCCCGUGCGAGGCCGCAGAACCUGCUGGCCUCCUGUACUUCGGAGAAAAAGAGGUGAGGUUCUGCCGGCUCUGGGUUGGGUUCUGGUCCAUCCUGUCCUGCGUGAGCUCCCUCUUCACCGUGCUCACGUACCUGGUGGACCCAGGGCGGUUCCGGUACCCAGAGAGGCCGAUCGUCUUCAUGUCUGGCUGCUGCUUCAUGGUGGCGCUGGCUUACGUUGCCGGCUUCCUGUUGGAGGACCGGGUGGCAUGCAGUCACCUGAACCGGGUUGGAUACAAGAUGGUAGUCCAGGGCACCGGGAAGGGAGGCUGCACCGCACUCUUCUUGGUCCUGUACUUCUUUAGCAUGGCCGGCGCCAUCUGGUGGGUUGUGCUGUCCUUCUGCUGGUUCCUGUCGGCCGGGAGAAAGUGGGGCACUGAGGCCUUGGAGGCUAACUCGCGCCUCUUCCACCUGGCGGCGUGGGCGGUGCCGGCAGCUAAAACCCUUGGCGUCCUGGCGGUGGGUCGGGUGUCCGGCGACCCGCUCACCGGGGUCUGCUUCGUAGGGGUCUAUGACCUGGACGCCCAGCGUGGCUUCGUCCUGGCGCCGCUGAUCCUCUACCUCUCCCUCGGUGCUUCCUUCAUGCUGGCCGGCUUUGGCUCACUGCUCCGUCUCCGCGGUGCUGUGAGCCGUGCUGGCGUGGAGGCUCCAGCACUGAAGAGGCUGACAGUGCGGAUUGGCGUUUUCGGUGUGCUGACUGUGGUGUCCGGCGCUGUGGUCGUCGCCUGCGGCAUCUAUGAGCAGAUCCUCUCCCCUCAGUGGGGGAGGGCCUGGCUUACGCAGACAUGCCGGCACUUUGCAGUGCCGUGUCCCGCUGGCAUCACCGACCCGGUGAGGCCGGACUUCACUGUGUUCAUGGUCAAGUACCUCAUGACCCUGAUCCCCGGAAUCACCUCCGGGGGAUGGAUAUGGUCCAAGAAGACACUGCGGUCCUGGAUCCGGAUUUUUAAGGGACCGAAGAGCAACUCCCGGGGAAAGAGGACGGUACGGAGAGGGGGGAGGAGGGAGUAGAGGGAGGCAGAGGACAGACUAGAGGGGUUAGAGGGUGGAGUACUUGUGGAGCAGA